AAUAUUUACCUUGCACCGGUGUCAAUUUUUGAAAAAUGUCUGCAAAUAUUAGCACGGAAGAGAAAUUAUUAUCAAUUAUCGAUGAUAUUGAAUUAAUUUCAAAGGAACUAAUUGAAAAUGCUAUAGCACCAAAACAAUCGAAAAUAUCUGGCCAAGAAUAUGCAAAUUUAACGGAUCUGUUAGUGUUAAAAGAUAAACAAUUAAAAGAUACACUAAAAUUAGCUGGAGAACAAGCAAAAAUCGAUCAGAAAAUGAGUGCAAUCAAAGCUGAGGUUGAUCGACAAGAUCUCGAAAUAAAUCAUUUACAAGGACAACUCAAAGAAGCUGAGCAAAUAUUAGCAACAGCUAUAUUUCAAGCUAAACAAAAAUUACAAUCGAUAGCGAAAGCAAAUAAACGGCCUGUACCAUCAGAGGAAUUAAUAAAAUUCGCUCAUCGAAUAUCCGCAUCAAAUGCUGUAUGUGCUCCACUCACAUGGCAACAAGGUGAUCCACGUCGACCGUAUCCAACCGAUAUUGAAAUGCGUCUAGGCUUUUUGGGUCGUUUAAGUGAUCCAAUUAAUGGAAAUUUACCACAAACAAAUAAUUUAUCUGAUUUGCAUCGUACAACGGAUAUUCCUGCUUCGCAACAGAAUCAAUUCGCUUGGCAUCCAUCCGGUGAAAUUCAUAUUUCUGUUGGACAGGGUAGUGUUCCGAUGGAUACACGGAAUCAUAAACAAGAGAAUGAGGAUGUUGAGGUUAUGUCCACGGAUUCGAGUAGUAGUUCGUCUAGUGAUUCGCAGUGAAGAAAAAAACGUUUUUUACCAUUUUCUAAGUAAUUUAAUUAAAUG
Messenger RNA from Chrysoperla carnea, 827 nucleotides. It is a transcript of the gene MED4, whose product is annotated as mediator of RNA polymerase II transcription subunit 4. Gene Ontology annotation, molecular function: transcription coregulator activity. Gene Ontology annotation, cellular component: core mediator complex; mediator complex. Lineage: Eukaryota; Metazoa; Arthropoda; Insecta; Neuroptera; Chrysopidae. Bases 36 to 782 code for a protein of 248 amino acids. The record is from RefSeq and is a predicted model, not a curated record. The transcript has 2 exons. Gene Ontology annotation, biological process: regulation of transcription by RNA polymerase II.